This is a messenger RNA of Hippopotamus amphibius kiboko, 3798 nucleotides long. It is a transcript of the gene NCAM2, whose product is annotated as neural cell adhesion molecule 2. The transcript has 24 exons. Bases 1 to 3798 code for a protein of 1265 amino acids. Gene Ontology annotation, biological process: cell adhesion. Gene Ontology annotation, cellular component: membrane. The record is from RefSeq and is a predicted model, not a curated record. NCBI's taxonomy places the organism in Eukaryota, Metazoa, Chordata, Mammalia, Artiodactyla, Hippopotamidae. Gene Ontology annotation, molecular function: protein binding.
AUGGCCCCCAUUAAAGAUUAUCAUUUAUCAGAGGGAGAUGUGAUUAAGGAAGAAGAGUCAAAGGGCUGCAACAUCGUUGCCUUUCAAGAUGGCGGAAGAAGGCCAGAAGCCAAAGGAGUGCGAGUGGCUUCAGGAACUGGAAAAGAAUACAUUCCAGACACCUUAAUGGAGGACACAGCCUGCAGUGGACCCUGGCCAAGUAGGGCAGCAGCAGGAGUGCCUCCUGGCAAGGUUUGUCCUGCACAUCUGCACAGCAGCUGGACUGAGCUUCUCCUGGCUCGGUCAGGAUGGCACCUGCAGGGCGGCCUCCUUGGCCCCUUGUAUUCAAAGCCCAGCACUCCAGGGGCAGAACUCAUGUGUUCUGCCUGGGGAACACCAAUUGCGGACAAGAUCUCUCCUACCAACGUCAGCUUGUUUCCACUCUUACCCCUUGCCAGUCCCGAAGCAGUGACACCUCCAUUUCAGCAUCUUGAGGGCAGAGGGUGGGGGCUGGAUUCUGAGCUCUGCAAUAUUUCUAACCCCUUCUACUUCCGGGUCCUCGCUGAUAAAGAAACAGCCAAGGGCCUCGCCGGGUCAAGGGAGAAGGAAAGCUAUAUCCCAACCUUCAGAAGAGGAGAGUUGGCUGCGGACGCUUGCCACGACUCCAUCCCUUCAAUUUACAGGCGGGCACACGCAGGUAUCUGCUGUCAACAGCAGUGGGUCGACACGGAUAAGAAACACCGUGCUCAUCUUUCCGCCGACCCUCUAGGGCUCGAGGAAACAGGCGGUGUAGACACCAGAGGACGGCUGUUUUCUCUGCCAGGGCAGAACGUCCCGCCCCCGCUAAGCCCCGGCGCGCUCGGAGCGCGGGGCCAGGCGGCCGCCCGCACCGUCAGCAUCAGUUCCAGCGGUCCGCUUCCGCGAACUGGCCCGCUGCGGUGCAGGAGCUCCAGGCUGCCCUCCCUCCUUGGCCCAGGGCCGCCCGUCAACGUGCGGAUCACCGUCAGGCUGAGCGUCCGGCCGCCACUCGCGGACGUGCUCGCGCCAGCUGGAUCGCGGCGAGCCCCUGUAGCUGGAGGCAGCGGGAACCGAACUCGCGCCUCCGAGCUCGACUGCGGACGAAUCCUGGGGCCGCGCGCCUCGCGGCAAGCGGCCUCCGUGAGGAGGAGCGCGCGGGCUGCGGGCGGCUGGGGCGCCCCGGGAGCGGCGGCGGCUCUAGCAGAGGCGGCCGUGACAGCGGAAGGUUCUCUCUCCGGGGCUGGACUUAAUAACUUUGGAACUGUCCACCGGUGUCACGUCCUGAACAUGAGCCUCCUCCUCUCCUUCUACCUGCUCGGGUUGCUUGUCAGUAGCGGGCAAGCUCUUCUUCAAGUGACAAUUUCACUUAGCAAAGUAGAGCUUAGUGUGGGUGAAUCUAAAUUCUUCACAUGUACAGCAAUUGGUGAACCUGAGAGUAUAGAUUGGUAUAAUCCUCAAGGAGAGAAGAUAAUUUCAACACAGAGGGUAUCAGUGCAAAAGGAAGGUAUUAGGUCACGAUUAACCAUCUACAACGCAAAUAUAGAAGAUGCAGGGAUAUAUCGUUGUCAAGCAACAGAUGCCAAAGGACAGACACAAGAAGCUACAGUUGUUUUGGAAAUUUACCAAAAACUCACUUUCAGAGAAGUGGUAUCUCCUCAAGAGUUCAAACAAGGAGAGAAUGCAGAAGUGGUCUGCCGAGUCAGCAGUUCGCCUGCACCUGUUGUCAGCUGGUUGUACCAUAAUGAGGAAGUCACCGCCAUUUCCGACAAUCGGUUUGCUGUGUUAGCCAAUAAUAAUCUGCAGAUUCUCAACAUCAAUAAAAGUGAUGAAGGUAUAUACAGGUGUGAAGGAAGAGUGGAGGCUAGGGGAGAAAUUGACUUCCGUGAUAUCAUUGUUAUUGUUAAUGUGCCACCAGCAAUCACAAUGCCUCAGAAAUCCUUUAAUGCCACAGCAGAGAGAGGAGAAGAGAUGACAUUUUCCUGCAGGGCCUCUGGCUCUCCUGAGCCAACCAUCUCCUGGUACAGGAAUGGCAAGUUCAUUGAAGAAAAUGAAAAAUACAUACUGAAAGGAAGCAAUACAGAACUCACUGUCAGGAACAUAAUCAAUACUGAUGGGGGCCCUUAUGUCUGCAGGGCCACAAAUAAGGCAGGAGAAGAUGAAAAGCAGGCACUCCUCCAAGUCUUUGUACAGCCUCACAUAAUACAGCUUAAAAAUGAAACUACAUAUGAGAAUGGUCAAGUCACACUCAUAUGUGAAGCAGAAGGGGAGCCUGUUCCAGAAAUCACUUGGAAAAGAGCAGUGGAUGGCAUGACUUUUUCUGAAGGCGAUAAGAGCCCAGAUGGCCGUAUCGAAGUCAAAGGACAGCACGGAAGCUCAUCCCUGCAUAUUGCAGAUGUGAAGUUGUCAGAUUCAGGGAGAUAUGACUGUGAAGCUGCAAGUAGAAUUGGAGGGCAUCAAAAGAGCAUGUACCUUGAUAUUGAAUAUGCUCCCAAGUUCAUUUCAAACCAAACAAUUUAUUACUCUUGGGAAGGAAAUCCAAUCAAUAUAAGCUGUGAUGUGAAGUCUAAUCCACCAGCAUCAGUCCAUUGGAGAAGAGAGAAAUUAGUGUUGCCAGCUAAAAACACCACUAAUUUAAAGACAUAUAGUGCAGGAAGAAAAAUAAUAUUAGAGAUUGCACCUACAUCUGACAAUGACUUUGGGCGAUAUAAUUGCACAGCCACUAACCGUAUAGGAACAAGAUUUCAAGAAUAUAUUCUUGCUUUGGCUGAUGUGCCAUCCAGCCCCUAUGGAGUGAAGAUUAUAGAGCUGUCACAGACUACAGCCAAGGUUUCUUUCAGCAAGCCGGACUCCCAUGGAGGUGUGCCUAUUAAUCACUAUCAAGUGGAUGUCAAAGAAGUGGCAUCAGAAACCUGGAAAAUAGUACGCUCCCAUGGAGUUCAAACAAUGGUUGUUUUGAGCAACCUGGAACCAAAUACAACUUAUGAAAUCAGGGUUGCAGCUGUAAAUGGAAAAGGACAAGGAGACUACAGUAAAAUAGAAAUUUUCCAAACAUUACCAGUUCGUGAACCAAGUCCUCCAUCAAUACAUGGACAGCCAAGCAGUGGGAAGAGCUUUAAACUCAGUAUCACCAAACAAGAUGAUGGAGGGGCCCCUAUUUUGGAAUACAUUGUAAAAUAUAGAAGUAAAGAUAAAGAAGACCAGUGGCUAGAGAAAAAAGUGCAGGGAAAUAAAGACCACAUUAUUUUGGAGCAUCUACAGUGGACUAUGGGGUAUGAAGUUCAAAUUACAGCUGCCAAUAGAUUGGGAUAUUCAGAACCAACAGUCUAUGAGUUCAGCAUGCCACCAAAGCCCAACAUUAUUAAAGACACGCUUUUUAAUGGUCUUGGGCUUGGAGCGGUCAUUGGUCUGGGAGUCGCUGCACUCUUGCUAAUCCUUGUGGUAACAGACGUCAGUUGCUUCUUUAUUCGACAAUGUGGGUUAUUGAUGUGCAUCACCAGGAGGAUGUGUGGGAAGAAAAGUGGCUCCAGUGGUAAAAGUAAAGAACUAGAAGAAGGGAAAGCUGCAUACCUGAAAGAUGGAUCAAAAGAACCAAUAGUGGAGAUGAGAACAGAGGAUGAAAGAAUUACUAAUCAUGAAGAUGGGAGCCCAGUAAAUGAACCAAAUGAAACCACACCACUAACAGAACCUGAAAAAUUGCCUUUAAAAGAAGAAAAUGGGAAAGAAGUCCUAAAUCCAGAAACUAUAGAAAUUAAGGUUUCUAACGACAUCAUUCAGUCAAAAGAAGAUGACAGCAAAGCAUAA